Messenger RNA from Angiostrongylus costaricensis, 315 nucleotides. NCBI's taxonomy places the organism in Eukaryota, Metazoa, Nematoda, Chromadorea, Rhabditida, Metastrongylidae. The record is from the annotation of a GenBank genome assembly.
AUGGAUCAAUUGCUGGACAUGGAGGCGUUAAAGAAACUGUCUCCUGAACAGCAGCAACAAGUAAUUGCGGGUGUUAAGCAGCAAGCUGCUAUUGCAAAUGCACAGAAUCUCAUCACGGACCUGUCAGAAAAGUGCACUAGCAAGUGUAUAUCGUCUCCUGGUAGCUCGCUUUCCAAUUCAGACAGACAAUGUUUGCAACGAUGUAUGGACCGUUUUAUGGACUCAUGGAAUCUCGUCUCUCAAACACUUCAGAGGCGUCUACAAGAAGAAUUGGCAUCGGCCGGCGCAUUCCAGGGUGGCCCCAGUUUUUCAUGA